This is a messenger RNA of Mus caroli (Ryukyu mouse), 1123 nucleotides long. It is a transcript of the gene Pyurf, whose product is annotated as PIGY upstream open reading frame. The record is from RefSeq and is a predicted model, not a curated record. NCBI's taxonomy places the organism in Eukaryota, Metazoa, Chordata, Mammalia, Rodentia, Muridae.
GCCGGGCCAGGGUGACCCCGCGGCUAGGAGUAGUGAGAGCCUUGAAGUUCCGAGCGCUGCCUCGUCAGCCUUCUGAGCCGCCAUGCUGAGCGCCACGUGCCGCAGGCUCGCCCGGGCGCUGCGGAGGCCCUGCGCACUGUCUGCGGUCGCCGGGAGGUUUCUGCAGGUGCCCGGGGCCAGGCUCUGCUCUGACCAGAGCGAGAGGGCUGAGCAGCCCCACACCUUCCACCCGGCGCUGCUGCAGUUCCUGGUGUGUCCGCUCUCCAAGAAGCCGCUUAGAUAUGAAGCAUCGACAAAUGAAUUGGUUAAUGAAGAGUUGGGAAUAGCAUAUCCAAUCAUUGAUGGGAUCCCUAAUAUGAUACCACAGGCAGCAAGGACCACACGUCAAAAUGAGAAGCAAGAAGAAGCUGAGCAGCCCUAGACCCUGAUUGUUAAAAACAUAACUACUGAGUUCUCUUAAUCCUGUACACCUUUAACACAGGGAGAGAGAGUUGGGGUGGAACAGUAAUUCUGCCUCGGCCUGCUUGACUGUUCUUCCCCUGCCCUCUUUAGCAGGACUAUUCUGAUCUGCUUUUCUGGAGGAGAAUGUCCCACAGGGCUGCACCAGCACAGACCACAGACAGACUUUGAUUUUACAGUGUGCUCUUGCCAACCAACAUGGCAGUGUGUGUGUUCUCCCACCUUUGGAACCAGAAAGGUCUAAAACUCUUUAAGCGUAGUUAAUACAACCAUACCCGGGACAGCACAUGGAUUAAUAAGAGAUCUGCAGCAACAUCUGUGAAAACUACAUAUAAACCCAUUUGAUUUAUAACAUAACAAGAUCUGUUUGUCUUAUUUCUCUCAGGCUUAGGACCAGGAAGCAGGCUGUGGAAGCUUUUUCAUGCAUGUUAUAUCCUUGUUUUUUGAAGAUUUCACUUACAACCACUGUCAGAGGAAGCAUUUCAGUCAUCAGCUGAGGCUUGCUUCAAAUCCCAUUCAUUUGAAAGCUGGUGAUUUCAAGUAUUGUUUAGUUUCAAGGUCAAUGGUAAGCUUAAGUGCUAAGAAAAUUCUGACAUUGUAAACUUGCCUUCAGAACUUUGGUAUUACAUGGUUACAUCAAUAAUAAAACAAGAUGCUCACAGUU